AAGAAGAGCGGUGCAUCACAUCAGAGCUUGUACCUCCCCCCACAGGGCAACAUGGAGCAUCUCAUUCAUUCAACAACCAUGACUGAAACAACUGAUGACUUUGUCACUGAUUAUUACCCUGACUACUAUGACACAGACCCUACUGAGACCACCGGCAUGUGUGACAGAAGUUGGGUCCGACAGUUUCGCGGGUGGUAUGAACCCCCCCUUUUCUGGACCAUCUUUGUGCUGGGUGCCCUGGGAAACCUCAUGGUGGUCUGGAUCUACACCACGGUGCGCAACCGCCUCAAAACCAUGACCGACGUCUAUCUGCUCAACCUCGCCGUGGCUGACCUCCUCUUCCUGUGCACGCUGCCCUUCUGGGCGAUGGAUGCCACCAAAGGAUGGGACUUUGGCGUCAGUCUCUGCAAAGUGGUGUCCGCCGUCUACAGGAUCAACUUCUUCAGCAGCAUGUUCCUGCUCACGUGCAUCAGCGUGGACCGCUACAUCGCCAUCGUGCAGGUCACAAAGGCUCAGAACUGGAAGAAAAAGCGUCUCUUCUACAGUAAACUGGCCUGCGUGGUCGUGUGGUCGGUCUCCAUUCUCUUUGCCUUGCCUGAGUUUCUCUUCGCCCAGGUGAAGACGGACCUAAGCGGGUCGUCCUUCUGUGUUCUGCUUUACUGGAACAACAUAAACAACCGCACAAAGAUCUUAGUGCUGUCCCUGCAGAUCUGCAUGGGCUUCUUCGUCCCUCUCCUUGUCAUGAUCUUCUGCUACUCCGUCAUCAUUCGCACGCUCCUGCAGGCCAGGAACUUUGAAAAGCACAAAGCCCUGCGCGUCAUCUUCAUCGUGGUCUUUGUGUUCGUCGUCUCCCAACUGCCGCACAACAGCCUGCUGAUGAUGGAGGCCUCGCAGGCCGCCAACACCACCAUCACGGAGUGCAGCGUCGUGAAGCGCUUCGACGUGGCCGGUCAGAUCGCAAAGAGCCUGGCGUACACCCACGCCUGCUUGAACCCUUUCUUGUACGUCUUUGUCGGUGUGCGCUUCAGGCAGGACCUCAUGAGUAUGGUCAAGAUGUGCGCUGGUGGACUAAGGAAACGGGGACUCUGCAAAGUCCAAGCGGUUCCUAAACGCCCGUCGGUCAUGACUGACACUGAAACCACACCUGCGCUUUCUUUAUAGGUCCCUGUUGUCAAAAGGUUGGUAUCGUUCAUGUAGAGCAGGGGUGUCAAACUCAUUUUAGAUCGGGGCCACAUGGAGAAAAAUCUACUCCCAAGUGGGUCGGACUGGUAAAAUCACGGCACGAUAACUUAAAAAACCUACUCAGUGGCCUAGUGGUUAGAGUGUCCGCCCUGAGAUCGGUAGGUUGUGAGUUCAAACCCCGGCCGAGUCAUACCAAAGACUAUAAAAAUGGGACCCAUUACCUCCCUGCGUGGCACUCAGCAUCAAGGGUUGGAAUUGGGGGUUAAAUCACCAAAAAUGAUUCCCGGGCGCGGCACCGCUGCUGCCCACUGCUGCCCACUGCUCCCCUCACCUCCCAGGGGGUGAUCAAGGGGAUGGGUCAAAUGCAGAGGACAAAUUUCACCACAUCUAGUGUGUGUGUGACAAUCAUUGGUACUUUAACUUAACUUAACUUUAACUUAAAUAAAGACAACUUCAGAUUUUUUUCUUUGUUUAAAAAUAGAACAAGCACAUUCUGAAAAUGUACAAAUCAUAAUGUCGUUGGUUUUUUUUUAUUCUUACAUGUUGUGGUUAAUAGUAUUCUAUCUUUAUUUGUCGUUAUUUAUACUUUCUGAAUUAAUUAUAUGAUAAUGUUCAUCAGUCAACACAUUGGUGUUAAUUUUCAAUCUAUCAAGAUAAAGAAAUAUCAAAAUCAAAUUACAGCAUGUUAUUUAUGUAGUUUGGUCAUUUUCCUCGGCUGAUGCACCAACAUCGUGUUUUAUUUUUGAUUUUUUUUUUUUUUUUACAUAUCUAGCAUCUACAAAGAUACAAAUAAUUGCUAUUGCAACAUCCAGUGGACACAUUAGAACAGCAGUUUCUUUCAUUCAAAAAUUCUGGCUCAUUUUUAUACUUAGCAAACUCAUCCCUCGGGCCGUACGUUUGACACCCCUGAUGUAGAGAAAACGAUACACACCUCCCAUUUGUGUUAUACAGGUAAAACAAAAAAAAAUGGAAUAUCGUGCAAUGGUUAGUUUAUUCUAGCAAUUAAAUAUACAAGGUGAAACUAAUAUAUGACAUAGGCUCAUAACAUGCAACUCAAGAUACUUUAAGCCUUCUUUUGAUAUCAUUUUGAUGAUUAUGGCUUGUAUCUUAUGAAAACCUCAAAUUGAAAAUCUUAGAAAAUGUGGGGUUUUCAAAAACUAAGCUAUGACCAUCAAAAUUAUAAGAAAUAAAGCCUUGACAUAUUUUACUUUACAUGUAAAAAGUGUAUAUCACAUAUAAGUUUCACAUGUGAAGUCGAAUUGCUGACAUGAAUGGACUUUUGCACAAUAUUCUAUUCUAUUUUUUGAGUUUCACCUUUUAUAAAAUGUUUUUUUUCCGGAUAUGUGUAACCAUAUCCAAAAACAAAUGUCCACUGCAGAGGAUGUUGGUUCUCAAGAUCUGAUACCAGUACUUUGCCGUUAAAAUGCAUGCACUUUCAGGGGAACCGCAAAUGACAACCUGAAGUUGCAAAGCUUGUAUAUAAUGUAAAUGAGUGUAAAUACUGUAUCAUGCCUUUUUGACGUCAUUUUCCAACCACAGUAAAAGACAGAAUUUGAUAUUUUUAGACACCAACAGCAUUAAAAGAAAUAUCUUUACUAACGUUCUGCUGUCUCUCAUCAAAGCAUAGUCUCGCAUAAGGUGCGUAAUUACCAGGUAAGAGUGUUGGUGUCCUUUGGCUGGUGGUGGGACUCUGGUGCAUACCUGUCAACCCUCCCAAAAAUCAG
This is a messenger RNA of Entelurus aequoreus (snake pipefish), 2906 nucleotides long. RefSeq names its product C-C chemokine receptor type 9-like. Bases 52 to 1161 code for a protein of 369 amino acids. Gene Ontology annotation, biological process: chemotaxis; immune response; G protein-coupled receptor signaling pathway. The transcript is spliced from 3 exons. Gene Ontology annotation, molecular function: chemokine receptor activity. Gene Ontology annotation, cellular component: membrane. Lineage: Eukaryota; Metazoa; Chordata; Actinopteri; Syngnathiformes; Syngnathidae. The record is from RefSeq and is a predicted model, not a curated record.